This is a messenger RNA of Patiria miniata (bat star), 3305 nucleotides long. RefSeq names its product probable ATP-dependent RNA helicase DDX4. Gene Ontology annotation, molecular function: RNA binding; ATP binding; zinc ion binding. Gene Ontology annotation, cellular component: P granule; nucleus. Gene Ontology annotation, biological process: cell differentiation; gamete generation. The record is from RefSeq and is a predicted model, not a curated record. Bases 405 to 2666 code for a protein of 753 amino acids. The transcript has 19 exons. NCBI's taxonomy places the organism in Eukaryota, Metazoa, Echinodermata, Asteroidea, Valvatida, Asterinidae.
CCAGGAACAUCACUUUCAGAUGGUUCUCGCUCGGCACGUGAGCACGUGGUGAAUGCAUGUGUCAUGUAAAGCAUGUACUCAUAGCACGUUGGUCAUUCAGUGCCCAAAAUUUCCUUGAGCAAGUCAGGAAUUCUGGCUUAUUGCAACUCUGUUUUAAUCCUCACGUUGCCACCUAUAUUUCCAAAGAGCCUGUGGUAAAACGUAGAAAUUGUAGUGUUAAAUAUUUGCUGUAAUAUUCCCUCCGAGUUUAUUGAACUCUUGUGUUGACGUCAACCACUUGUCGUUUCACUGCACACACAGUUUAAAGUUCACGAUCAAGGCGGCCAUCGCGAACUGCGAUUGCGAAGUAAGUUUUUGUGUGUGUGUGCGACUUAAUUGGACAAAAGACGAUAAACCGUGACAAGAUGUCGGAAAAUUGGGACGAUGACGACACCACCCCUUCUUCCACCACAACUUGGAAUGGUGGUAACUACGGAUCCUCGAUGACGAAUGGAAACUCUGCAAGUACUUUUGCUGGAAGUAGCAAGUGGCAGCCAACGGCCAAUCCUGCUGGGCGUGGUCGCGGUCGAGGUCGAUGGGGCGGUGCAACAACAAACGCCACACCAGGUGCCUCAACAGUUGUGAAUGGCUCUGGAUGGAAUGGUGAUUCUGGAGGCUCAGACACGGUGAUCACUAACUCUGGAUGGAAGGGAGGCUUCAGUAGCGGGACUGGAGGCAGCAAAGGCGGCGGUGGUGGUAACAAGUGUUUCAACUGCCAGGAGGAGGGGCACAUGUCCAGGGAUUGCCCCAAUCCUAAAUCUGGUGGAGGUAGAGGCGGAGGUGGAGGUGGCGAGUGCUACAAGUGCCAUGAAACCGGCCAUUUUGCCAGGGAUUGCCCCAAUGCAGAAUCAGGCGGAGGCGGGGGAGGUGGUGAGUGCUACAAGUGCCACGAAACUGGACACUUCGCGAGAGAGUGCCCCAAUGCAGAGUCAGGCGGAGGUAACAAGUGUUACAACUGCCAGGAGGAGGGCCACAUGUCCAGGGAUUGCCCCAAUCCUAAAUCUGGUGGAGGGAGAGGCGGAGGUGGAGGCGGAGAGUGUUUCAAGUGCCACCAGACCGGGCAUUUUGCCAGGGAGUGCCCCAACGAGGAAUCAGCAGACGCUGGAGCUGGGGGAGACAGUCGUCCCCCUCCAUCAACCUACAUACCCCCCGCACCGUCCGAGGACGAGGAACAGAUCUACAACUAUAUGCAGCAGGGGAUUAACUUUGACAAGUAUGACGACAUUCCCGUCGAAGUCACAGGCCGAGAGCCACCACGUUGUAUCCACAGCUUUGAGGAGAGCACCCUUUGCCCCGAGGUGAAGUGCAACGUAGUCAAGGCCAAAUAUAGCAAACCCACGCCGGUCCAGAAGUACGGGAUACCGAUCAUCAGUGGUGGACGGGACCUCAUGGCCUGCGCGCAGACUGGCUCAGGCAAGACGGCUGCAUUCCUCCUGCCCAUCAUCAACGGCAUGCUGAGCGACGGAGUGACAGGCAGCUCCUUCUCCGAGUUCCAGGAGCCCCAGUGCAUCAUCGUCUCGCCGACCCGUGAGCUGACCAGCCAGAUCUACAACGAAGCCUACAAGUUUGCCCGGGGCACCAUGCUGCGCCCCGUGGUGAUCUACGGCGGUACCAGCGUGGGGCAUCAGCUCAGAGAGGUCGGCAAGGGAUGCCAUCUCUUGGUGGCUACCCCGGGCCGCCUCAUGGACUUCAUCAACCGUGGAAGGAUCAAAGUUAGCAAGUGCAAGUACCUGGUGCUCGACGAGGCAGACCGCAUGCUGGACAUGGGCUUUGGGCCGGAGAUGGAGAAGCUGAUCUACCUACCCGACAUGCCCAAGAAAGGAGAGCGCCAGUGCCUGAUGUUCAGCGCCACCUUCCCCCAGGAAGUCCAGCAGAAGGCUGCCGAGUAUCUGGAGGACUACUUGUUCCUGACGGUGGGGCGGGUCGGCGGUGCCACGCCCGACAUUACACAGACGAUCAUCGAGGUGGGCAAGUACGAUAAGAAGGAGAAGUUGUCGGAGAUGCUGAUGAACAAUCCUGACGAGCGUACGCUAGUGUUCACCGAGACCAAGCGGGGAGCUGAUUUCCUGGCCACCUGCCUGUGUCAAGAAUCCCUUCCUGCCACCAGCAUCCACGGCGAUCGUGAACAACGUGAACGGGAGGAGGCCCUCGCAGAUUUCCGAAGCGGCAGGGCCCGUAUCUUGGUAGCUACGUCUGUGGCUGCGAGAGGCCUUGAUAUAUCAGGCGUCAAGCACGUAGUGAACUAUGAUAUGCCAUCUAGUAUAGAAGAGUACGUGCACCGCAUUGGUCGGACUGGGCGUGUCGGCAAUCUCGGCAAGGCAACCAGCUUCUACGAUGCGAUGAGCGACUCGCAGAAUGCACGAGCACUGAUUAAAAUCCUGGCUGAUGCUCAACAAGACGUUCCUGAGUUCUUAGAAGCCGCAGCAGACUCAGCCGUUGGGACUUUCCAUGGCAGCGCUGGUGGCAGCUUUGGAGGAAGAGAUACUCGAAAGCAAUUUGGUGGGCGUGGCGGUGGGCGUGGUGGUGGGCGGGAUACCGGCAACGAGUGGGGCUCUGGUGGUGGCGAUUACGGAGGCGGAAACUUUGCUGCCGAUGGAGCAGCUGGCGAUGAGGAAUCGUGGGAUUGAUGAUGUCACGCGCCGUCCUAUCCAAGCAAAAGUAUCGCAAACAGGAAUUGCGGAUUUUACGAGCAAACUGCUGCAGUUGAGAAUGGACAAUGUCUUUAUGUUUUUUAACGGAUCUUACUGAAGUUCAGGAAUAUGUUGAUGACCUGCUUCCGAGGUAUAAUACAGCGAAACAGAGCCAGUCUUUUCUUUUAAAACAAGCAAAAGUGUAAAAAUACUGCAAAUGUUCGACGCACGGUACAAAAAAAGAAAGAAAAGACUUGUUGAGUUUACAAUGCAUGAAUGGCCAAGGCAACCAAAUGUGAUUAUCGUAGGGUUCGACAAAAAUGUUGAGCAAAAUGAAAGAAGUUGAAAUCAUUUUGUUCUUUUUUUUACGUCAAAGCGGAGAGAAAGCUGGAAAUCAUUGGCUCUAUCGAGUGGCGAGUUGUAACAUUAAUUGUAAAAAAGUUUUUAAAAAAUGUUUACAUGUAAGCUUCCAGAUAUGACAGAAAGUUCCCAAAGUGCAUGUUACUUCCUACGGUGGAUUUAUAUUUGUUCAUACGUUUCAGGUGAUUUUGAUUUUAAGUCUUAAAUUGAGUUCAUGAUUAGGGCAGGUUAUUUUCCUUAUCAAAAAAAUAGGUGCAUGAAAAAAAAGUCUUUUGU